UUUUCGCUUUCUUUAUUAUUGUAGCUAGCUGGCAUUACACAGUUUUGAUGGUUGUAUUUAUAGGUGUAUGAGGUGUCUGAAAGCUGGUUAGCUGCUAGUUCAGCGUCCUAAAAGACAACCUCCUUUCUGUCACUAAGCUCGCUUGGGUGGUGUCGUUUAUUUGUUGUUUUUGUCUUUUGUUGGUUUUCCUUCCUUUUUUACAGUAGCUAGCUUGGGGUGUCGUCAUAUUAAUAUUAACACAUGAGUGUGUCACUGGUUGUAAUCCGUUUGGAGCUUGCGGACGAGUCUCUGUUUCCAAAAGGUUUCCAGUACACCGCCGCAGACAUGUCUGAGGAGGAGUUCAAAGAGAGGGCCCUGGGGUCCGCCAAGGUCGCCCUGAGUGGAAAGUCGGACCUGGACCGGACGGCCGUCCUACACCAGCACAUCGGGAGCAGGGCUAUGACGGAUAUGGUGAUCGAGACCUUCAACCACAGCACAGAUAAGAGCGGGGGUCCGGAGUCCGGGGACGCGGGCGAAGGGGAGGAGGCCAGCCCCCAGUCCCGGGGCAGCCCCAGCCCCUCGGAGGAACGGCCCGGCAGCGGGGGGCCCAAAGACGCCACGGAGGGGGUCACUUUGCCCGACUCGCCCUCCAAGCAGCUGCCCGACCAGAUCUCCUUCUUCAGCGGGAACCCCUCGGUGGAGAUCGUCCACGGCAUCAUGCACCUGUACAAGACCAACAAGAUGACAUCGCUGACGGAGGACGGUCGGCGCAGCGCCAUGCUUUGCAUCCUGACGGUGCCCGCCGCCAUGACCAGUCACGACCUCAUGAGGUUUGUGGCGCCCUACAACGACGUCAUGGAGCACAUGAAGAUCAUCCGGGACUCCACGCCCAACCAGUACAUGGUGCUGGUCAAGUUCAGCGCUCAGGCCGACGCUGAUGGCUUCUACACCGCCUGCAACGGCCGGCAGUUCAACUCCAUCGAGGACGCGGUCUGUCAGCUGGUCUACGUGGAGAGGGCCGAGGUUAUCAAGUCUGAGGAGGGAGCCAGCCUGCCGGUGAUGGACCUGACGGAGCUGCCCAAGUGCACCGUGUGUCUGGAGCGGAUGGACGAGUCGGUCAACGGCGUGCUGACCACGCUGUGCAACCACAGCUUCCACAGUCAGUGCCUGCAGCGCUGGGAGGACGCCUCGUGUCCUGUGUGCAGGUACUGCCAGACCCCCGAACCCGUGGAGGAGAACAAAUGCUUCGAGUGUGGCGUGCAGGAGAACUUGUGGAUCUGUUUGAUCUGCGGCCACAUUGGCUGUGGGCGCUACGUUAGCCGCCACGCCUACAAGCAUUUCGAGGAGACGCAGCACACCUACGCCAUGCAGCUGACCAACCACCGCGUGUGGGACUACGCCGGGGAUAACUACGUGCACCGGCUGGUGGCCAGCAAGACGGAUGGUAAGAUGGUGCAGUACGAGUGUGAGGGAGACUCCUGUCAGGAGGAGAAGAUCGACGCCCUGCAGCUGGAGUACUCUUAUUUGCUGACUAGCCAGCUGGACUCCCAGAGAAUUUACUGGGAAAACAAAAUCUUACAUUUGGAAAAAGACACGGCAGAGGAGAUCAACAACAUGAAGGCCAAGUUCAAGGAGACGAUCGAUAAAUGUGAUAAUCUGGAGCGGCGGCUCGGGGACCUGGUCAAGGAGAAGCAGUCCAUGGAUAAGAAGUGCACUCAGCUGAGCUCGCGGGUGAGCAAGCUGUCGCAGGAGCUGCAGGAGGAGCAGGAGCUGAACCGCUGCCUGCGGGCCAACCAGGCGCAGCUGCAGGCGCAGCUGCGGGAGGAGGAGCGGCGGGCGCAGGAGGGCGGCGAGCACAAGGACGGCCGCAUCGCCGAGCUGCAGGAGCAGCUGCGCGACGUCAUGUUCUACCUGGAGACGCAGCAGCAGAUCAGCCAGAUGCCCGCCGCCGCCCGCCAGGAGCUCCAGGAGGGCCAGAUCAACAUCGCCUCUGGGCCCUCCCCCCCCGCGCCCGCCAGGCUGGGCGGCAGGAAGGGCCGGGGCAAGAGGGGCAAGUAGGCACAGAAUAAUUUAAUAAAACAGACGGGUGGGAAGACAAGAAGGAGGAGGGAAGGAAGACUGGUUUUAAGGGAAUGCAAGAGCACCCCGCCCCUCUUUUGGCCCCCGCCCUGCUACACGCCAAAAAAGGAACUCUAACAAGAAAGGGGGUUUUUCUGAAUAUUAUUGGACUGGUUUGGACUUUCCUUUGAGAAGAAGGGUGAAAGAAAGGCUUGAUGUCCCAGUGGGAGGACCCGGAGGUGGAUGAGUGUGGGGAAAGGUGAUGGUGUAGAGGGCUGUAGCAUCCCUAUCAUGUUCACAGUGGUUGGAUCACCAAGAGACUGACAUUAUAGAUUUCCCACCCCGGGCACAGUGUUUAUAUAUGAUUCUCUCUCCAUCCUCCCUGUAGCCUUAUAGUAAGCCUACCUCUGCUGUUGGCAAAUGUGAAUCAACAGGAGCGGCCACAAGGUCUCUCUUUGGCCUGGGAUAAAAGCACCCCCACCAACCCUGACCCGGGUUUGUCUGACCCACAUUUAGCCUAGACCAUCAGCCACUCCUCUUGGAUGUUUUCUCAUUCUGUCCCUUCUUCUCUUUUUUCUUUCUCCAUUUCUCUCUCUCGCUUUGUUUCCCUCUCCUUUCUCCAUCUCUCUGUCUCUCACUCUCUUUUCGUCCAUAUCCGUCUUUCUCAAUCUCUUAUCUGUCUUCAGUGUCCUUCUCUGUGGCCCGAGCGGUCUCGUAUUUAUUCAGCAUGUACGUGUGUGUGACAGGGAGGGGGGGGGUGUGGGGUUGACAAAACAACAAAACGGAGCUGAGCAACGUCAGGCAUGUGUUUAUUCUGCAUUCUUCCACAGUAAUUCGGAAACACUGUUUUUUUCAGACCCUAAAUGUCUCUAACAGUGAAAGAGGGCCUUGGGCAUAUGACCCACACACACAGAGAGCUUUUUGUACUCUGAUGACUGAUUUCAGGCGAGAAUGUUUGGCAAAGAAGUGAAAUACUAGUGGCCUCCAGAGACAUUUAGGCAUUCAAAUCUGUGUUUUCCUGAUUGAUCUGGAACCAUCAACUCCCAUCCCCAAGUAGUUUAUCCACUUUGUCUUUGAACAUGUGUGUGUGUGUGUGUGUGUGUGUAGGAGGCAGGCGGUAACACUGAAAACAUGCUGUACAACUUGCAGUCAAAGCCAAAGUCUCAAACAGGACAGAGCUGAGAUUAGCGAAGGCUCUGAUGAGAAGCCUGAUGUUUUGGGUAAAUAUCUGAGAGCAUGCAGCCUAUGCUAGUUAUGCUAGUUCCUUCUAGUUGCUCCUUUCAUUCUGUUUUGGUUGAGCUGUUGACUGUUCACUUUCUGUAAGAAAAACUAUAAGAGUGAGAAAUUCAUGAUCUGAGGUGCCUUUUUGCUAAUGGAAAUAUACCAGUAAAGAGUUUUUUUUUUUGUUUAAUAUGUCAAUAUGUUUGUUAAUAUGUCACUUUAUCUGGUUUGGGGCAUUUAAGUAAGUGAUAGUGAAUCUGAUUUCCAGUUAAUAGUUCUAGGUCCUGAUCUAUUUAGUUGAACUGCGAUUUAGUCUGAAGGUGAAUAGAAAUUUGUUGUAAAAAAUUGUUGAAAGGACACAAAAAACAAGUUGAAUGCAUAACUUUGUGCAUCUUUGUUGUUUUAUUGUCAGCACAAAUGUCCAGCUGAUCUGCCCUGUUUUUUUCCCCGCCUCAUAAUGGACUGACAUCUUUGGGAGAUGUCUGGGAAAUGAUGUCAAACAAAUGAUGUGGACUACAACUCCCAUUUGUACAUCAGUAAGAUAAUUAGCAUAAUGUUGUGCUUGAAUGCUGUAGUACUUUGUGAUUUAGCUGUAAAGUCAUUUUGGAAGAAUCAGCACAGGUAAUCCUAGUUGUUUGGCUGUAUGACUUAUGUGUUACCUCAAAAAAACACCCCAAAUGCCAUAUAUUUGUGUUGUUUACUUUUGUUAAAUUGUUUGGAGAUGUAUACUCAGAGGUCUUUAAAUUGUGAUCAUACAGUCUUUCCUGAUGUUUUUGUCCAGUGACCUCACUCAAUCUACGAAGCACUCAACUUGACCAUAUAACAUUAAUAACACUUAAAUAUAUUUUACUGUUGAUAUGUGCCAGGAAAUUUUGAAAUAUUUUGUCAACAAAAUAUCUUUGUAGCCUGGAUACAAUUAACAAGUAUUCAGUUUACCAAAUAAUUUCACUUUCUAAGCUAAUGUAUUGGGUGAUAAUUACGCCUCAUUUGUUUGACCUCGCUUUGGCCUUUUCUGUUGGAACAUUUGUCUCUCACAGGUCUCAGCUAAAUGUGUGGCAAGAUAACGGACAGCCCUUUACAGUCUCUGUGCAAGCACAGCAUAUUUUUUUUUUUUGUUCAGAAAAAAGAACCACAAAUGUGCUUUCCAGGUCUAUAAACGCCAUUGCCCCGAAGGCUUCAAUAAAUCCGGAGUUCAGUUUCAAUAAAUGUAGAAAAACAA
Messenger RNA from Anguilla rostrata (American eel), 4477 nucleotides. RefSeq names its product BRCA1 associated protein (gene brap). Gene Ontology annotation, biological process: Ras protein signal transduction; protein ubiquitination. Gene Ontology annotation, cellular component: cytoplasm. Gene Ontology annotation, molecular function: nucleic acid binding; zinc ion binding; ubiquitin protein ligase activity. Bases 241 to 2037 code for a protein of 598 amino acids. Lineage: Eukaryota; Metazoa; Chordata; Actinopteri; Anguilliformes; Anguillidae. The record is from RefSeq and is a predicted model, not a curated record. The transcript has 12 exons.